CAGAGAUCUGACUGCGAAUUCACCUUAUAUAUAGCACAUGUCCUCCAGACGCCUUUAAAGAAAUAAAUUCGUCAAACCACUAGCUCGAAACAUUAAGCUCAGCUAUAUUGUCCUAGACAACAGGGAUUUGGGUAUUUGUUCCUUCCCAAGUUUUCAAACAAGGCCCACUCUAUGUAGAUACCCCGCCGACCAUAAUUACAACAUCUGCCCAUAGUUUGAGGCUAAUAAAUAUCGCCAAAUCCUCGAAAUGGCCGAUAAUCGCUCGGGACAAGAAGCGAAAGAAGCUGAGGAUCGUGCAGCGAAGCAGGCGCUCACAUUAGCCCUCACUGAUCAGGAAACUGUGAAACGGAUGUCAUCUUCAGGAGAGAGGGCCCAGCGGGAUAGGCCUAAUGCAAUGCAACGACAUCGGGAGGAAGAGGCUGAAGCUGCACGUCAGGCUGAAGCGGCACGUCAGGCAGGAGGAUCAGGAAGUGGAGGGUCUUGAUUACAAUAGUUAUGCGCUACUAUCAUAUUCAUCCGUCAGAAGCCAAUCGCUAGUGAUCGUGGUAGAUCUAGCUGAAAUAGCAAGCAGUUAUGCAGGAUUGCUGACCACAAAAAAAUCUGCUCAUUG
Molecule: messenger RNA, 610 nt
Organism: Mollisia scopiformis
Lineage: Eukaryota; Fungi; Ascomycota; Leotiomycetes; Helotiales; Mollisiaceae
Exons: 1
Coding region: 248-484 (78 amino acids)
Source: RefSeq, a predicted model, not a curated record